UACUGAUUUUGAUUUUCUUACGAGUUUCGCAAAUUAAGAAAAUAACAGAGCCCCUUCACCUGUACACAGCCGAAAGCAAAUUUUUCUGCGCUUGAAAAGUUUUUUCGGUGCCGGAAACGCGAUCUUUAACAUGGCAAAUGCAAUGGUGCGUUUGAAUGCUCUUCCGCGGCAGCAAAUAGUUGCACUGUUUCCGUUGCUUAAAAGCACCGGUUCGACGUCAAUGUUAGCGGUCAACACGCAGCAGGUUCGUGCCCAAUCUGCUCAGGCGUCUGCUCCACCGCCGCAAACGAAAACUAAAUUCGGUCCACUAUCUGAUGAUGAUCGCAUUUUUACCAACCUCUACGGACGACAUGACUGGCGCUUGAAAGGAGCCCUCAGACGAGGUGAUUGGUACAAGACCAAGGAAAUCCUAGAUAAGGGUGUUGAAUGGAUUAUUAAUGAGAUCAAAACAUCCGGAUUGCGUGGUCGUGGUGGUGCAGGUUUUCCCACCGGUAUGAAGUGGUCUUUUAUGAAUAAGCCCUCCGAUGGACGUCCAAAAUAUCUGGUGGUGAAUGCUGACGAGGGUGAACCAGGAACCUGCAAGGAUCGUGAAAUUAUGCGCCACGAUCCUCAUAAGCUGAUCGAAGGUUGUCUAAUUGCUGGUCGUGCUAUGGGCGCUCGUGCGGCUUACAUAUACAUUCGUGGAGAGUUUUAUAAUGAGGCGUCGAACAUGCAGCUUGCGAUUGCUGAGGCUUACCAAGCUGGAUUAAUUGGGAAGAACGCCUGCAAUUCCGGUUACGAUUUUGACGUUUUUAUGCACCGUGGUGCUGGAGCUUACAUUUGCGGCGAGGAAACGGCAUUGAUUGAAUCUCUGGAAGGAAAGCAGGGCAAGCCUCGUCUAAAGCCUCCAUUCCCGGCUGAUGUGGGUGUUUUCGGUUGUCCAACAACUGUAUCCAAUGUCGAAACGGUGGCCGUUGCCCCGGCAAUUUGUCGUCGUGGUGGUGCUUGGUUUGCAAGUUUUGGACGCACUCGUAACUCUGGAACGAAGUUGUUCAACAUUUCGGGACACGUCAACACCCCGUGUACAGUGGAAGAGGAAAUGUCCAUCCCAUUGAAAGAAUUGAUUGAACGUCAUGCCGGAGGAGUCCGCGGCGGAUGGGAUAAUCUACUGGGCAUUAUUCCAGGAGGUUCAUCGACUCCCAUUAUUCCAAAAAAUGUUUGCGAUGAUGUCCUAAUGGACUUUGACGGUCUUGUUCAGGCCCAAACGUCUCUUGGCACGGCCGCCGUCAUUGUGAUGGAUAAAUCGACCGAUGUUAUCAAGGCUAUCUCGCGUCUGAUUGAUUUCUACAAACACGAAAGCUGCGGCCAAUGUACGCCUUGUCGUGAGGGUAUCACUUGGAUGUACAAGGUUAUGCAUCGCUUUGUUAGCGGAAAUGCGCGCCCGGAUGAGAUCGAUAUGUUGUGGGAGAUUUCCAAGCAAAUCGAAGGACAUACUAUUUGUGCCCUCGGUGACGGUGCUGCUUGGCCAGUGCAAGGUCUCAUCCGUCAUUUCCGGCCAGAGAUCGAGUCGCGGAUGAAGCUGUACGAACAGAAGAAAGCUGCUAAUAAGAUUUAAUUUCAAUGGUGUCUAAUAAAGGUGAAAAAAUUGAUUGGACGUUUAAAUCUUCGUUCUGUUCCAAAAUUUAGUUAAUUUGUGAAUUGUCAAUAGCCUACGGCCAUGACUAAUAGAAAAUGAUAAAAUAAAAUGUUUUUGGAA
Molecule: messenger RNA, 1735 nt
Organism: Topomyia yanbarensis
Lineage: Eukaryota; Metazoa; Arthropoda; Insecta; Diptera; Culicidae
Gene: ND-51
Product: NADH dehydrogenase [ubiquinone] flavoprotein 1, mitochondrial
Exons: 4
Coding region: 131-1594 (487 amino acids)
Biological process (GO): mitochondrial electron transport, NADH to ubiquinone
Molecular function (GO): 4 iron, 4 sulfur cluster binding; NAD binding; NADH dehydrogenase (ubiquinone) activity
Source: RefSeq, a predicted model, not a curated record